Oryza brachyantha (malo sina) is the source of this 2154-nucleotide messenger RNA. Its product is annotated as protein DETOXIFICATION 49-like. Gene Ontology annotation, molecular function: antiporter activity; xenobiotic transmembrane transporter activity. Lineage: Eukaryota; Viridiplantae; Streptophyta; Magnoliopsida; Poales; Poaceae. Gene Ontology annotation, cellular component: membrane. The transcript has a single exon. The record is from RefSeq and is a predicted model, not a curated record. Bases 249 to 1952 code for a protein of 567 amino acids. Gene Ontology annotation, biological process: xenobiotic detoxification by transmembrane export across the plasma membrane.
CCUCAGAGUGCACACAGCUCCACCAACCACCUCACACGGCGGCCUCCAGCCUCCAAAGGGGAGACAGGAGAGAAAGCAGAAACGCAUCCCUCUCUCUCUCUCUCUCUCUCUCUCUCUCUCUCGGUAACCUGUCUGCGUGUGGUGAGUUACCAAACACCCAGCUCCGUAAAAGCUUGGAGCGAAACCGCACGUACGCGCGCGGGCACGCACGGGCGGGGAGCAAGGCAGAGCAUUCCUCUGUUUCAGGUAUGACGACCUGCGCGAGCGCCACGGUCGCAUGCUGGGAUGACCAGGCGGCGGGCUGCGCCUUCUUCGCCCCCUUGCUUUGCAAGGGGGCGGAGGAGGUCGUUGUCCUGGUGGCCGGUGAUGUGGCGGAGGAGCAGCCGGCGCCGGUGCUGACGAGCAAGCCGCCGGGUCGGUUUGCCAAGGCGGUGAAGGAAGCCUGGUCCGUUUAUUGGGGCGUCGCGUUCCCGAUGGCGCCGUCGAUGUCCUCCUGCGCCGCGCGGGACGAGGCGCGGUCCAUUCUUGGCCUCGCAUUCCCGAUGAUACUGACCGGUUUGCUGCUCUAUCUCCGCUCGAUGAUCUCGAUGCUCUUCCUUGGCCACCUCGGCGGGCUGGCCCUCGCCGGAGGGUCCCUCGCCAUCGGCUUUGCGAAUAUCACCGGCUACUCCGUCCUCUCUGGCCUAGCCAUGGGCAUGGAGCCGAUAUGCGGGCAGGCCUUCGGCGCUGGCAAUUACGCGCUCCUGGGCAUCACCAUGCAGCGGACGGUGCUCCUCCUCAUCGUGGCCGCCGUCCCCAUAGGUGGCCUGUGGUUGCAGAUGCGGCCUCUCCUCCUGUUCUGUGGCCAGGACGCCGCCAUCGCGGCGGUCGCCGAGACCUACAUUUUUGCGUCUCUCCCUGACCUCGUGCUCCAGGCAUUCCUCCACCCGGUGAGGAUAUACCUCAGGACGCAGUCCAUCAACCUGCCCCUCACCGUGUGCGCCGGCCUGGCCAUUGUCAUCCACCUUCCUAUCAACUACGUGCUCGUUGUCUUCCUCGGCCUCGGCAUAAAGGGGGUCGCAUUGGCGUCCGUGCUGGCCAACUUGAACCUCGUACUCUUACUCCUCGCAUACAUCUUCUUGAAAGGUGUCCACAAGCGCACCGGCGGUUUCGUUCUGUCCGCCGAGAGCUUCCGUGGUUGGGGAGAGCUCAUCAGCCUCGCUCUGCCGAGCUGCGUGAGCGUCUGCCUCGAGUGGUGGUGGUACGAGAUCAUGAUCCUGCUGUGCGGCCUGCUGCUGAACCCGCAGGCCACGGUGGCGUCCAUGGGCAUACUGAUCCAGACCACAUCGCUCAUAUACAUCUUCCCCUCGUCGCUCAGCUUCGGCGUGUCCACCCGCGUCAGCAACGAGCUAGGCGCGGGGCAGCCCGAGGAGGCGAGCCGCGCCGCCACGGUGGGUCUCAUGCUCGGCUUCGCGUUCGGCACCUUCGCCUCCGCGUUCGCGUUCCUCGUGCGCAACGUGUGGGCGAGCAUGUUCACGGCCGACCCGGCCAUCGUCGCGCUCACCGCGGCCGUGCUGCCCAUCCUGGGCAUGUGUGAGCUCGGCAACUGCCCGCAGACGACGGGGUGCGGCGUGCUGCGCGGAAGUGCCAGGCCCAAGGACGCCGCCAGCAUCAACCUGCGCUCCUUCUACCUCGUCGGGACGCCCGUGGCGCUCGUCAUGGCGUUCUGGUUCCACUUCGACUUCAAGGGCCUCUGGUUCGGUCUGCUCGCCGCGCAGGCCACCUGCAUGGUGCGCAUGCUGCUGGUCAUCGGCCGGACGGACUGGGCCGCCGAGGCCAAGCGGUCCAAGCAGCUCACCGGAGCAGGCGCCGCCAACAUGGAGAGUGACGACAGAGUUGCCGCGGACAAGACGUCGCGCUUACUCGUCGACACGGACAUGAAGCAAUCAAGCGAUCACUCCGAUCGGUGUUGACAGCUACAGCGCGAGCCGCAUGUGUAUUGUAAUCUAACCUCCCUUUCUUUUACCAUUUUUAUUUCCUCCCGCUUUCCAAAUUUCGGCGUGGGAGAGAAUCAGAUGCUGACAGAGUGACAAUUUUGUUCUCAGUCAAUUAGCAAUGUAAAGAUUAUGCUAAUUGUUAUUAGUAACAUAGAGUUGGAGAAAUAUGAGCGAUGUC